Nomia melanderi (Alkali bee) is the source of this 1912-nucleotide messenger RNA. It is a transcript of the gene Hou, whose product is annotated as GID complex subunit 8 homolog protein Houki. The record is from RefSeq and is a predicted model, not a curated record. Gene Ontology annotation, molecular function: protein binding. NCBI's taxonomy places the organism in Eukaryota, Metazoa, Arthropoda, Insecta, Hymenoptera, Halictidae.
GAUGUCCGUUGAUGAGGAAUGGGGUAGUGGAAAGGAUAAGGUAGAGUGGGAGAAAGACUUUCAGUGGGGUGAAUGACAAGACUUGAUCACAGAUUUUAGGUUAUUGCGUAUCAUAAUAUUUAUUACUCGUUCAAUCAAGUGAAUUAUGAAUCAAAUCAAUUGUAACAUGUGAGAGUUACAAUCGUGAAGUGUAAUAUGACUGCUUACUGUGUAUUGGGAAGACGAAACAAAUUGUAAAACUGAAUACUGAGUACAAGCACUUCGUUCUCAAAAUAUGAUUGCCAAAUGCAGUAUAAUUCAAAACAAAUAAUACGAUACUACCGUCACCGCUACUGAAGCCAGAAAACAACGGAAUGGUUUUUUCUUCCCACUCCGCCUUACCCCUUCCACUAUUCCAUUCCUCAUAAGAUCAAGAAGAGGGUAACUUUAUUCUCCUCAAUUUCCCCUAUCUGGUCACCGCCAAAUGUCCCCUGAUAUGAGUCGCGCUGCACGUCACGUGAUCAGUCUACGGUUUUAAAUAUAAUAAGAGGAAGGGUAACACCCCUUUAGUUUCCCCUAUUUUGCCAUACUGGCGCCACCUCUGGGUUGAUUUAACGUACCAAAAAGUAAAUCAUCAUUCACACGCGAAAUAGCGGCGAGGAAUCAGCUGUUGUGUCAGAUACUCGAAAUUUCUUUUCGCAAGAACAAUGAGCUUCCCGGAGAAACAAGAUAAUAUAUCAAAAGAUGAGUGGAUGGCCAAGUUGGAGGAAAAUUCCCAUACACAACGGGUUUCUAUGAAUAAUUUGAUUAUGAAUUAUUUCGUUACAGAAGGUUUUAAAGAAGCAGCAGAAAAGUUCCAGCAGGAAUCUGGAGUUGAGCCUACCGUAGAGUUAAGCUCUAUGGAUGAUAGAAUUCGUAUUAGGGAUGCUAUUCAAAAUGGCCGUAUUCAGGAGGCAAUUGAUCUUGUGAACCAGUUACAUCCAGAGUUAUUGGAUAACGAUAGAUACUUGUAUUUCCACCUGCAGCAGUUGCAUCUUAUAGAGUUGAUUCGUACAGGUAGAAUCGAGGAGGCAUUGCAAUUUGCUCAGGACCGUCUGAGCGAAGCCGGUGAAUCUGAUGACAAUAUUUUAUGCGAAUUGGAGCGUACUCUAGCUUUAUUGGCAUUUGAUGAGCCUCAUAAGAGUCCUUUCAGUGAUCUUUUACAUCCGACUCAUAGACAAAAGAUAGCAAGUGAAUUGAAUGCAGCCAUUCUGAAGAUGGAGCGUAGAGAAUCCACUAUUCCACGAUUAAAUAAUCUGCUUAAAACGAUACUUUGGACACAGGAUGAGUUGGAUAAGAAGAAAGUGAAAUAUCCUAAAAUGACUGACCUAGGUAGUGCCACCAUUGAGAGUCCAAAGUAAUUUGACCUGGACACAUUACAAAUUGAUAUCCAUGUAUUUAUUAGUAUGAGAAAAGGAUGCGUGAUUGUACUAUAUUAGUGAUUUAUAUGUGAAUAGGAUAUAGGGGUAAAAUAGAGACUCAGUUUUAAUGUAAUCUCACCAUAGUAGCAACAAUUGUUUAUUCUUAAUGAAAAAUAUGUAUAAAGUUACAAUCAUAUAAUACAUUCGAAAUAGGAGAGAGGAAUUUGCUAAUUAUAAAGACAGUGUCUACUGUGUACUGAUAAUUUGUUGCAUAUAACUGAUCUUUUGUAUAAUACUGAUAAGGCAAUGAAAAUUUACUGGUACAUAAUAAAUCGAACCAUUUUAAUAUCCGUGCAAUACACGUGGUUCAGAGCUACAGAAUUAUUUCUAAGUUAAACACAGUAUAAUAUAGAAACAUAACAUGUAUACAGUGGUAUGUAGAGUAAGUGUAAAAAAAUAUGAUAGAAUUGUAGCUUAAUAAUAACAUUGUGUGAUAAUUAUUUGAUGUUUAUAAAGAUUUAUAUUUCUUACUA